Molecule: messenger RNA, 3504 nt
Organism: Amborella trichopoda
Lineage: Eukaryota; Viridiplantae; Streptophyta; Magnoliopsida; Amborellales; Amborellaceae
Product: AAA-type ATPase family protein
Biological process (GO): protein import into chloroplast stroma; proteolysis
Cellular component (GO): chloroplast
Molecular function (GO): ATP hydrolysis activity; metalloendopeptidase activity; ATP binding
Source: RefSeq, a predicted model, not a curated record
CUCUCUCUCUCUCUCUCUCUCUCUCCUAAUUUGCAUUUUUGCUUGUUUCUGAGAGGGACGGUAUCCGCCUGCUUCGCCUGAAUUAACCAGAGGCUCCACUCCUCUCUAGCUCCAGUCAGUCCUGAUUCCAAAACCCUAAUUCUCAAGAAUUCCAGUCUAUACCUGACGUUUUGUUACUGAGAAUCCAGUUCCUGUUUGUGAAAACCCCAGUUUGUGGGUGUCAGUCUGCGAGUAAAACCCUGGUUUGACGAACCAGAGCUUCUACAUCAACUUCAUGGCUGACUCACGAACUAAUCUUUAUGAUGCAGCAUUUCCUUUGAAAUAUUUCCCGGAACAUACAUGACUGGUAUGCAAAUUGGUGAAAGAUUAAUGCGCAGUCAUUUCACCAAUGCAUUUUUAGUUACCCUAAAUUCAUAGAAGAUUUCAUCAGGGCAAUGAUGGUGUGCUCUCUGGUUCAUUGUUCUGCAUUGUUGCCUAGUUGCACAUUGUUACCCAAUUAUUCAUUGUUGCCCAAGCAAUUAUGGAAUUUGAGCCAGAAACACCGCCAUAAAAGGUUAGUUUCCCAUCAAGUUUUAUGUUUGGCAAUAUCAUCGGAGACUGAUGAGAAGAUAACGAAAAACGUGGUUAAAUUGCUUCAACUAUCUGCAACUUUAACAGUGGUCUCCUAUUCUGCACAUCAACCCCAUGGACUGGCAAAAGUUGUAGAGAAAGAGAAAAAGAAAUCAAAAACUUCAAAAAAAGUUGGCACGUUAUCACCUGAAGAACUCAAAGCAUGGUCUAAGGGCCUUCCCAGUGUGACAGAAAGGAUUCCUUACACAGAGAUUCUCUCUCUAAAGAAAGAAAACAAACUUAAACACAUAAUAAAGCUCCCAACUGUAGCUCUAAAGCGAAGGCCCGGACCUAUUUUAGUGGUAUUGAAUGAUGGUAGGGUUUUAAGAACAGUCAUUCCUACUGUAGAGAGAGAUGGAAGGUUUUGGGAUACAUGGGAUGAAUUGCACAUGAAUUCGAUGUGCAUAAAUGCAUACACCCCACCGCUGCAAAAGCCUGAAAUCCCAAAACCAUUUUUGGGUUUCUUACAAAAGGUACCUCGUUGGCUUUUCUCUAUCUUUCAGGCCAAACCCAAAUCAAAGCGAGUAUUGGAGCUUGAAAUGGCCCAAAAGGAGUUGCAGAGGAGGCGAAAAGAGGAGCUUGCCAGGGUUAGGAUAGAUACGGAAGGGAUGGAAAAAGCUCUUAAAGCACAGAAGAAGCUUGAGCAGAGGGAAAAAAAGAGAGAACUGAGGAGAAUCAAACACGAGCAGUCUCUUAAGCAAGCAAGGCGUAGUUCUCAGCAAAUGGAUGCUUUUUGGAUCAACCUUGCUCACAAUUCAGGUGUAACUACUGUAAUUGGGAUAUUCUUUUUCUAUAUAUUUUAUCAAGUGGUGGUUGUUAAUUAUCGAAAGCAUCAGAAAGAUUAUGAGGACAGGAUCAAGAUACAACAGGCAGAGGCAGAAGAGAGGAAGAAGAUGCGGGCUUUAGAAAGGGAAUUGGAAAGCAUCGAUGUUGAUGAUGAUGAUGAGAAUGAAGGGGAGGGUGAGAAAAACCCGUAUCUCAAAAUGGCGAUGAAGUUCAUGAAAUCGGGCGCAAAGGUUAGGCGUGCCCGUAGUACGAGGCUACCCCAGUACUUAGAGAGGGGUGCUGAUGUUAAGUUUUCAGAUGUUGCUGGUCUUGGUAAGAUACGACUCGAGCUUGAAGAGAUUGUGAAAUUUUUUACACAUGGUGAAAUUUAUCGCAGAAGAGGAGUGAGGAUACCAGGUGGGAUACUUCUUUCUGGACCACCUGGAGUAGGAAAGACACUAUUAGCAAAAGCUGUAGCUGGUGAGGCAGGUGUGAACUUUUUCUCAAUAUCUGCUUCUCAGUUUGUUGAGAUCUAUGUUGGUGUUGGUGCUUCACGUGUGCGAGCACUUUAUCAAGAAGCAAGAGAGAAUGCACCUUCUGUUGUCUUCAUCGAUGAGCUGGAUGCAGUUGGGAGAGAGCGUGGGCUUAUUAAGGGUUCUGGUGGACAGGAACGAGAUGCUACUCUCAAUCAGCUCCUUGUAUGUUUGGAUGGAUUUGAAGGAAGAGGCAAUGUGAUCACUAUCGCUGCCACAAAUAGACCAGAUAUUCUUGACCCGGCUCUUGUUAGACCUGGACGUUUUGAUCGGAAAAUUUAUAUACCUAAACCUAGCGUGACAGGCCGAGUUGAGAUUUUGAAGGUACAUGCUCAGAAGAAACCAAUGGCUGAUGAUGUAGACUACAUGGCUGUUGCUACUAUGACUGAGGGAAUGGUUGGGGCUCAGCUGGCCAAUAUUGUUGAAAUUUCAGCCAUCAAUAUGUUGCGUGAUGGAAGAAGUGAGAUUACAACGGAUGACUUACUGCAGGCUGCACAGAUUGAAGAGAGAGGAAUGCUUGAUAAGAAGGAGAGGAGCCCAGAAAUGUGGAAGCAACUUGCUCUCAAUGAAGCUGCCAUGGCUGUUGUAGCUGUGAAUUUUCCCGACAUGAAGAACAUUGAAUUUGUCACCAUUUCUCCCAGAGCAGGCAGAGAACUAGGUUAUGUUCGAGUUAAAAUGGAUCAUGUGAAAUUUAAAGAAGGGAUGCUCAGUCGUCAGUCUCUCCUGGACCAUAUUACACUGCAGUUAGCCCCACGUGCAGCAGAUGAACUUUGGUUCGGUGAGGAUCAGUUGAGCACAAUUUGGGCUGAGACAGCUGAUAACGCAAGGUCAGCUGCACGAAGCUUUGUUCUUGGUGGUCUAUCCGAGAAAUAUCAUGGCAUAUGUGACUUUUGGGCAGCAGAUCGUCUCAAUGAAAUAGAUGAAGAGGCAAUGCGGGUUCUUGACAUGUGUUAUCAGCGAGCAAAAGAGAUUUUGCAGAAAAAUUGGGGGCUCGUGGAUAUCGUGGUUGAUGAAUUAGUCCGAAAGAAAAGCUUGAGUAAGCAAGAGUUCCUUCGUUUGGUUGAAGCCAACAGAAGCAGAGCCAUAGAGCCUUCAAAGUCUCAGAUAAUCGAAAUAAGAAAUGCCAAACUCGCAGAAUUCCGAGAAAUGAUGAUGGUCAAAACAGAAGCAGCUAGUACUGCUGUAUAAGGGAACAUGUAAAGCAGUCCGGUAAGGGUUUCUUUGCUGGUACUUUUGUUCGAUAUCUGAUACACUCGAGUUCGGGCCAUCCAUCUUGUGCCACUGUGAGCUUUAGCUAUUCACCCAUGGGAUGCUGAUUAGAGCUUUGAUCAGGCGAAAUUUUGUUCCUAACUGGUGCUGGGAGUUCUAUUCUUUACAGCGGAAAAAUAUCCUGUGAGCUUGGAUAUUUGAAUUGUUCCAAAAGAAUGUUAAAAUUUUUUCUCCAACUUGUAUUUUAAUCUGUGCAAGUGAGAGUGGAGUUUUCUAUCUGUAGCAUUGAACAGUAAAUAAAAUACAAUGAGGGACUGCUACCAAAAGGUGAUACCUUUCCAAGCUGCUUUCUCGCAAAUAAAAUCUUAAUCUUAUGCAUUUAUUAAAA